GCUGCCUCUUUGUUUAAUGGAGAUAUCAGCGAGCGCUAAUGAAGUCUGCUAAUCCUCCGAACGCUCCGUUAAUUCCUCUCCUCUCUUCAGCCGGACAUUCUGCCGUUGUAUUUGUUGUAGAUGAACGCCGGCGGCUGCAGAGCGCUGCUGCUGCUGAUAGUUUGAUUGUUUUAUUGUUCAGACUCCAUUUAAAGUCAAUAAGGACUAAUGGACGUUUGUUAGCGUUCCUUCAUCACCGCGUUCCCCGCCAGCUGUCGGUCAGACACGCCGCACCAUGUGACCUGCAGGAGGAGGAGCAUCGGGCUUCAAAAAGAGCAGCAGCCAGAGGACCGGGACCACAGACAAGCCCAGAACCAGAACCGGCACCAGGACCAGCAGAAGACACCAGACCAGCAGACAGUAUGCAGUGCGUUCGUUGUCCCGCCAUCUUGGUUCUUGUGACCUUGGUUCUAUGCGGUCCAGGUGUUUCCUCGCAGCCCGACAGAGACCAGGACCAGUACCAGAACCAGGACCUGGACCUGGAGCUGCGUCACCACAGGCUGCUGCAACGAGCUCGCAGCGCCGGACUCCUGUCACAGGACUGGAGUAAACGGGCAGUGGAGGACCUGUUGGCUCAGAUGUCUCUGCCGGAGGCCGACGCCCAGCGGGAGGCUGAGGUUGUUUCCAUGGCAACAGGAGGAAGGAUGAACCUGGAGCGGUCCGUCGACCCCCCCAACAACUUGCCCCCCCGCGAACGCAAAGCUGGCUGCAAGAACUUCUACUGGAAGGGCUUCACUUCCUGUUAAAGCCUCGCCCAGGUACCUGACCAUCUGUUUAGGCUCCGCCCAGCUGCCCAACCGACCAAUCCCAGAUCACCUGACCUUCACCUGAGCGACUGGAUGGACCAAUCAGCAGCUGUCUUUGGUUGCAGUGCACCUGAAUAAUUAAUGUAAUUAUGAAUUAAAAAGAUAAAUCAGUCAA
This is a messenger RNA of Sebastes umbrosus (honeycomb rockfish), 960 nucleotides long. RefSeq names its product somatostatin 1, tandem duplicate 2 (gene sst1.2). Bases 39 to 785 code for a protein of 248 amino acids. Gene Ontology annotation, molecular function: hormone activity. The record is from RefSeq and is a predicted model, not a curated record. Lineage: Eukaryota; Metazoa; Chordata; Actinopteri; Perciformes; Sebastidae. Gene Ontology annotation, cellular component: extracellular region. Gene Ontology annotation, biological process: regulation of cell migration. The transcript has 4 exons.